Babesia ovata is the source of this 315-nucleotide messenger RNA. RefSeq names its product exonuclease II, putative. The transcript has a single exon. The record is from RefSeq and is a predicted model, not a curated record. The coding region runs from base 1 to 315 and encodes 104 amino acids. NCBI's taxonomy places the organism in Eukaryota, Apicomplexa, Aconoidasida, Piroplasmida, Babesiidae.
AUGCCCCUCAUACCUAUUCACGUACCCCUUCUCCAGCUGCUCGACGAACUUUACCAGGCUCUUGGGGAAAGCGUCGAGCACGGGGUACGCGGGGUUGGCGAAGCCUGUGGAGUGGAGUGCUUGGACGGACGUCGUGAGAUUUUGCAGCAUUCCGGGGACGCGGUGGUCGAAGUGUUUUUGGUCGCGCAGGUGGGAGAGGAGGGUGGAGAGAGCGGUGUGGAUGGUGGAGAGUUGGGAGGGGUAUUGGGAGUUGGGGAGAUGUUUGGGGAGGUCGACAAAUACAUAUUGGAAAAUAUCGUAAAGAUAAUCUUUUAA